Molecule: messenger RNA, 6088 nt
Organism: Danio aesculapii
Lineage: Eukaryota; Metazoa; Chordata; Actinopteri; Cypriniformes; Danionidae
Gene: mfn2
Product: mitofusin 2
Exons: 18
Coding region: 387-2660 (757 amino acids)
Biological process (GO): mitochondrion localization; mitochondrial fusion
Cellular component (GO): mitochondrial outer membrane
Molecular function (GO): GTPase activity; GTP binding
Source: RefSeq, a predicted model, not a curated record
UUUGGAGCAGUCGAGGGUUGCCGCUUGUGUCUGUGACAUUGAGCUUGUGAAAAUUGUCUUGUCGGAACUAUGACUCGGAUACUACAGUGUUUAAAGCGUUAAAACUAAAAUAAAUACAUUAUAUUCAUAUUUCAAGUAGUUCGAGUUGUUUAACGCGUUGGUUUCAGUCUCGUGGAGAACAAGUGGGAUGAUGUCGCCUCGUGGAAGUCGUGACUGUGAUGUUAGUGUGUGUUAUGGAUUAUAAAAUGUUCCUAAAACAUUGUAAACUCACUAAAUUGAGUUUACAUCUUAAGUGACUGGACACCUCCAUAUCAAAUGCUGGGAAGCUGAUACAGCUUAUUCGAUUAUCGUUAUUUAUAUAAGCUGUUACACACACUGCCAGUGAGAUGUCUCUGGUUUUCCCGCGACCCAAUACGAGUGUGAUCGGCAAGAAGGACAAGCGACUCAUGGCUGAGGUGAACGCAUCUCCGCUCAAACACUUCGUCACCGCCAAGAAGAAGAUCAACGGCAUCUUCGAACAGCUGGGCGCGUACAUCAAAGAAAGCUCAGCGUUUCUAGAAGAAACCUACAGCAAUGAAGAGCUGGAUCCUGUUACCACAGAGGAGCAGGUGGCAGAGGUGCGGGGAUACCUGUCCAAAGUGGCAGGAAUUGGUGAAGUCCUGUCCCGAAGACACAUGAAGGUGGUCUUCUUUGGCAGGACCAGUAACGGGAAGAGCUCCGUAAUUAAUGCCAUGCUCUGGGAUAAAGUGUUGCCAUCUGGAAUCGGACACACUACCAACUGCUUCCUGCGAGUGGAAGGCACUGAUGGCAACGAGUCUUUCCUGCUCACUGAAGGGUCGGACGAAAGGAAGAGUGUUAAGACGGUGAACCAGUUGGCACAUGCUUUACAUCAGGAUGAGGAUUUGGAUGCUGGCAGCCUGGUGUGUGUCAUGUGGCCCAAAGCAAAGUGUGCGCUGUUGCGUGAUGACCUGGUACUUGUGGACAGCCCUGGUAUUGAUGUCACAACAGAGCUGGACAGCUGGAUCGACAAGUUCUGUCUCGAUGCUGACGUCUUUGUGCUUGUGGCCAAUUCAGAGUCCACUUUAAUGCAAACAGAAAAAUCUUUUUUUCACAAAGUGAACGAACGCCUCUCUAGCCCUAAUAUCUUCAUCCUGAACAACCGCUGGGACGCAUCGGCCAGUGAGCCCGAGUACAUGGAAGAGGUGAGGCGGCAGCACAUGGACCGCUGCACUAGUUUUUUAGUGGAUGAGCUGCGGGUGGUGGAUCGUGCUCAUGCCGGGGAUCGGAUCUUCUUCGUCUCUGCUAAAGAAGUUCUUCAGGCGCGUGUCCAGAAGGCUCAGGGAAUGCCUGAAGCAGGUGGUGCAUUAGCUGAAGGUUUUCAAGCCAGAAUGUUUGAGUUUCAGAACUUUGAAAGGCGUUUUGAGGAGUGUAUCUCGCAGUCAGCAGUGAAGACGAAGUUCGAGCAGCACACGACGAGAGCUAAACAGAUUUCUGAAGCUCUGCGUCUGAUAAUGGAUUCUGUGCACAUUGCAGCUCAAGAGCAGAGGAUUCAUUGUUUAGAGAUGAAGGAGGAGAGAGAGGACAGGCUGGAGUUCAUUGAUAAACAGUUAGAUCUGCUCACCCUCGACUGCAAGAGCAAAAUCAAGAAGAUCACAGAGGAGGUGGAGAAACAGGUUUCCAAUGCUAUGGCAGAGGAGAUCCGCAGGUUGGCGGUACUGGUGGAUGACUUUCACAUGGACUUCCAUCCUUCACCAGUUGUGCUCAAAGUCUACAAGAACGAGCUGCACAGGCACAUAGAGGAAGGUCUUGGCCGGAAUAUGUCAGAGAGAUGCUCCAGUGCCAUAACUGUAGCUCUGCAAACCACACAGACUGACAUGAUCGACGGUCUGAAGCCACUGCUGCCUAUCGCGAUUCGGGAGCAGGUGGAUAAGAUGGUGCCCAGACAGUGUUUCGCUCUCAGCUACGACCUCAAUUGUGACAAACUCUGCAGCGACUUCCAGGAGGACAUCGGCUUCCACUUCUCCCUCGGCUGGACGAUGCUGGUCAACCGCUUCCUGGGGCCCAAAAACACACGCCGCGCUCUCAUGGGCUACAACGACCAGGUUCCCAGAUCCCUGGCCAUUACUCCGGUCAGCACCAGUAUGCCUCCUUUCCCUCAAGGAUCUAUGACCCAGGAAGAGCUUAUGGUUUCAAUGGUGACAGGACUGGCGUCACUCACCUCUCGGACAUCAAUGGGCAUCAUAGUUGUUGGAGGAGUGAUCUGGAAAGCAGUGGGCUGGAGGCUCAUUGCUCUGUCUGUGGGUCUCUACGGGCUGCUGUACGUGUAUGAGAGACUCACCUGGACCACCAGAGCCAAAGAGAGAACGUUUAAGAGGCAGUUUGUUGAUUACGCCAGCGAGAAACUGCAGCUCAUCGUCAGCUACACCGGCUCCAACUGCAGCCAUCAGGUUCAGCAGGAGCUGGCCAGCACCUUCUCUCAGCUGUGCCAGCAGGUGGACGUCACCAGACAGCAGCUGGAGGAUGAAAUUGGGGAUUUGAACAGCAAGAUUGAACAGCUGGACUCCCUGCAGAGUAAAGCCAAACUGCUCAGGAAUAAGGCAGGCUGGCUGGACAGUGAGCUCAACAUGUUCAUUCAGCAGUAUCUUCAACAGGGGCGAUAAACACCACCAACCCUCAAAACAAGCUCCAUCGAUCUCUCUUGCAGAUCAUCUAACACUUCAAACUUUUAUUUCAGCAUAGCAAUCACAUAUUUUUCUAUUCAUUGUUUUUUUUCGCCAUUGAGAGUACAGUGACACGUGCCACUUUAAAAAGAAGCUUUCUUUCGUUUAUUUUUUUGUACACAGACACUGUUUCUUUAAUAUUUAAUACAAGGGUAAUUAUUUAUUCUUGACAUAAGAGGUCAUGUGACGUAGUGGCUCUCUGUGUUAGGUUGUGUUUAUAGUCCAUAUCAAUUUUCUUAAUAUGCCACAGUCAAUCAAAAAGUGAGACGACGUUUUAGACCAGUGCUUCCCAACCAUGUUCCUAAAGGCACACCAACAGUACACAUUUGCAGCCUCUUCCAAUUCAAACACACCUGAAUCAACUCAUCAGAACAUAAGAGACUCUUAAACUUGAAAUUAAUGGGGCAGACAAGGGAGACAUUCAAAAUAUGUUGGUGUGCCUCCAGGAACAGGGUUGGGAAGCACUGUUUUAAGCUCUCACGUGCCUUGGAAUUAAUCUAUGGUGUGUGUUUGUGUGUCGUACAGCUAUGAAGUUGAGGUUUUUUCUCCACAAUCUCUAUCACAGCUCUACUACAGUAUGUCUAAUGUAAACGUAAUGCCGUGUCUCCAUUCCACUCAAGUCUGAGAUGAGAUUCAUUGCUAUUGUGGGUUGGCAGAUUCAACAUCAGGAUUCGGGAAGGAGGUUGUGGGAAUUUAGUGACAAUUUAAAGGGAUAGUUCACCCAAAAAUGAGCAUUUACACACUAUUUAUUCAUCCUCAAGUGGUUGUAAACAUUUUAAGUUUCUUUUUUUCACUGUUAAAUGCUAAAGAAGAUAUUUUGAAUGAAGCCAAAAACCAUUGAUAAACGUAGUAGGAGCAACAAAUACUAUGGAGGUUAGUGGUUACAGGUUUCCAACAUUUUUCAAAAUCUCUUCUUUUGUGUUCAAUAGAAGAAAGAAACUCAUAAAUGUUUAUAAUGAGUAAAGGGUGAGUGAAUUAUUGAAUUUUUGGGUGAACUAUCCUUUUAAGUGCUGUCAUUUACCCACAAGUUAACCAACUCUAUUUUAUUUUCACCCUUUUUCCUUAACCUAUCUGACCCUUUUGGCAACAUUAAAGGGAUAUUUCACCCAAAAAUGAACAUUUAUGCACUAUUUAACCACCGUGAAGGGGUUGUAAACCUUCAUCAGUUUCAUUUUUCUGUUAAACACAAAAGACAUUUUAAAGAAAGAUGGAAACCAGUAACUCUUGACUUUCAUGGUAUGGAAAAACAAAUACUGUGGAAGUCAACGGUUACAGGUUUCCAACAUUCUUCGAAAUAACGUAUUUUGUGUUCAACAGAAGAAAUAAACUCAGAGGUUUUUAUUUUUGGGUGAAGUAUCCCUUUAAAGCGGAGUUGCUCAAAUUAUUGUGAGCUAUUUUUACCCUGUUCCUAAAGACUUGAUCCAGCGGACACUUUUGGCAUCAUUAAAGGGAUAGUUCACCCAAAAAUGAACAUUUACUCACUGUUUAUUCAUGCUCAAGUUGUAAACAUUUAUGUAUUUUUAUUUUUUUUUAACUGCUGAAAACACAUAAGAAGAUAUUUUGAAUAAACAUGAAAGCCAUUGAUGAUCGCAGUAGAAACACAAUACUAUGGAGAUCAAUGGUUACAGGUUUCCAGCAUUCUUCAAAGUCUCUUCUUUUGUGUUUAACGGAAGAAAAAAAACUCAGAUGUUUGAAACAAGCAACUGAAUUUUUCAUUUUUGGGUGAACUAACCCUUUAAAAGCACAAAUUAGUGCAAACUUUUUUCACCCUUUUCCCAAAGACUUGAUCUGGCUGACACUUUUGGCAGCAUUAAAGGGAUAGUUCACCCAAAAACGAACAUUUACUCGCUAUUUAACCACCCUGAAGUGGUUGCCUUCAUAAGUUUCUUUUUUCUGUUGAACACAAAAGAAGUUAUUUUGAAGAAAGAUGGAAACCGGUAACCAUUCAAUUUCAAAGUAUGAAAAACGAAUACUGUGGAAGUCAAUGGUUACAGGUUUCCAACAUUCUACAAAAUAUCUUCUUUUUUUGUUCAACAGAAGAAAGAAACUUGUAGAGGUUUCAGAUGAGUGACUGAAUUUUCAUUUUUGGGUGAACUAUCCCUUUAAAGCAGAGUUGCACAAAUUAGUGCAAACUUUUUACACUGUUCCCAAAGACUUGAUCUCCCUGACACUUUUGGCAACAUUCAAGGGAUAGUUCACCCAAAAAUGAACAUUUACUCACUAUUUAUUCAUCCUCAAGGUCUUGUUAACCUUCAUGAGUUUUUUUUUUUUUUACUGUUGUAUACUUAAGAAGAUAUUUUGAAUAAACCUGAAAACCAUUGACUUCUGUUGUAGGAACCCCAAAUACUGUGGAAGUCGAUGGUUACAGGUUUCCAACAUUCUUUAAAGUCUCUUCUUUUGUGUUCAACAGAAGAAAAACUUAUAGAGGUUUAGAAUGAGUCACUGAAUGACAGAAUUGUCAUUUUUGGGUGAACUAUCCCUUUAAAGCGGAGUUGCACAAAUGAAUGCAAACUAUUUUUUUAACCCUGUUCCCAAAGAUUUGAACUGGCUGACACUUUUGGCAACAUUAAAGGGAUAGUUCACCCAAAAAUGAACGGUUACACACUAUUUAGCACUCUCUCAAGUGGUUGUAAACCUUAUCUUCAGUUGAACACAGAGGAAGAUACUUUGGAGAAAGAUGAAAACCAAAAACCAUCGACUUUAAUGGAAUGAGAAACAAAUACUAUGGAAGCCAAUGGUUGCAGGUUUUAAACAUUCUUCGAAAUAUCUUCUUUUGUGAUCAUCUAAGUAAAGAGUGAGAAAUAAUGGCAGAUUUGCACGUUUUCGGUGAACUAUCCCUUUAUAUACACGCUCAUACACGCUGCCUCUAGAAAAAUGGACAACCUUAUAACCUGACUUAAUGAAAUCAGUGAUGUUCUGCUGCCACAUUUUAACACUAAUCAUCUGCUUAUUUGCAAUAAAUUAAUAUGAAUAUGGGAUUUAUGAAUUGGAUUGGAUGAGUGAUGCGCAUACAUUACGAGUUUGUAAUACAUUUUAUUCCAUCGAAUCAGACUUUAAUUCAUUACAGUGAUGUGUGAUCCAUUAGUCUCGCACAUAUGUAUGGUAUAUUGUAUGGUAAGCUGUUUAGUUUGGAUCAUGACGUGUGCCAAGCGUUCCAGAAGGUGAUCAGAAGAGCUCCUGUGAUGUGCACUUUAUAAUUUGCUGCUUUCUUUGCGUUUGUUUCCUGCAGGUUCUUUAGAAAGAGAACGGCACACACUGACCUGUGUCUGUCAACAGUAAUGUAUAGAUGAGCAUGCAGACUGAUGUAAUUUAUUGUCAUUCAUUAUUACUGAUAGACGAAAUAAUAAAGUGACACUGUUGAAAAUGAA